Molecule: messenger RNA, 1001 nt
Organism: Myripristis murdjan (pinecone soldierfish)
Lineage: Eukaryota; Metazoa; Chordata; Actinopteri; Holocentriformes; Holocentridae
Product: SH2 domain-containing protein 1A-like
Exons: 4
Coding region: 35-445 (136 amino acids)
Biological process (GO): regulation of signal transduction; regulation of immune response
Source: RefSeq, a predicted model, not a curated record
AGUGAUCUGCUGCACUUCGGCCCCCAAGGCGCACAUGGGCUCCUGCCUUCACAGCAUCAUGGAGAGGGAGGGCGUGCUGGUCCGCUCUAUUUACUAUGGAAAAAUAGGCAGCGAGGCCACGGAGAGGCUGAUGGAGAGAUAUGGACAUGAAGGCAGUUUUCUGCUGAGAGACAGCGACACCGUGCAGGGGGCCUUCUGCCUGUGCGUGAGGCAAACUCCUUUUGUACAAACCUACAGACUUAUUCACUCCACAGACGGCUGGUGUCUGCAGCUGGUUUCAGGAAGCACCCAGCAGAGGUUUAGGACUCUGGAAACACUGAUAGAGACCUACAGGAGGGGCACGGUCUGUAAUGCCCAUAUAGCUCCUCUCAGGCAUCCACUAGUCCGAGCACAGCUGGGAGAUAUCAGCUUGGGACAAGCAGAGCCAGCCUACAUGGAGAUGUGAAGUGUGAACGCGCCUUUAGCCCGAGAGGCAGAUGGUUGACAAGCUAAAAUGAUCCAAAACAUACGUCACGUGUCAAGGAUGUCUUCUGUGAUUGCUGCUGCUGUUUAAUCGCUCAAAGGCCUUGAACACCUUGAGACAUUUGUGGAGUCAUGAAAAUUUAAACCUUUACACCUUUUUAAUGGUUGGAAAUAGCCGAAAGACCUUGUGUUUUCAUCAUUGGAAUAUGUAAUACAACUCCAUCAACAUGCCUCCGCUUUUUCCAUCCUGGAAUCAACACAGGCAACUUUUCACCACUGCCCUAAAAUACACCCCAAGCACUGAAACUGAAAGUCAUCGGAAAGUCUUUGAAGCUGAUGUCUAAGUCGGUGUGGAGACCCUGUCUGUAGUUGGUAAAAUGUACGUACCACCCUGUGUCUGUUUGUUUCUGUGGUUUGUUUUUUUGCAGACCUUUGCCCUUUGUAUGUGGUGCUUUGUGGUGUGUGUGCACCUUUGUGUGUUCGUGUGUGUUUCUAUAUAUCAGCAUGAGAAAACGCAUUUGUUUUUGACCCUGUUACCU